This is a messenger RNA of Exophiala bonariae, 1545 nucleotides long. RefSeq lists its product as uncharacterized. The transcript has a single exon. Gene Ontology annotation, cellular component: plasma membrane. The coding region runs from base 1 to 1545 and encodes 514 amino acids. Gene Ontology annotation, molecular function: sucrose:proton symporter activity. The record is from RefSeq and is a predicted model, not a curated record. Lineage: Eukaryota; Fungi; Ascomycota; Eurotiomycetes; Chaetothyriales; Herpotrichiellaceae.
AUGCAGCCCAUCGUGGGCGCAUACGCGGACAAAUCAACGUCAAAAUACGGUAGACGGAGACCCUACAUGAUCGCCGGUGCACUCAUCACGGGCAUUGGACUGCUCUUGUUGGGAUGGACGGCCGAGGUCGUGGGAAUAUUCGUAUCAGAGGGCCAGGCAAAGAAGGACGCGACACUCUUGGUCGCCAUCCUCUGUAUCUACGCGCUGGAUUUCUCCGUCAAUGCUGUCCAAGCCUGCUGCCGGAGUCUGAUUGUCGAUACUUUGCCAAUCUCACAGCAGCAGUCUGGCUCUGCAUGGGCCUCGAGGUUGACGGCCGUGGGACAUCUGCUGGGAUAUUUCAUCGGCAGCUUUGACCUCGUGGCCAUCUUCCCUGGCUGGCUGGGUGGCGACACCCAGUUCAAGAAAAUGACCCUCAUCGCAGCCAGCGCCUUGUGGUUCACUGUCGGUGUCACCUCCUGGGCUGUGACCGAACGCAUCAGGCUCUCUGGCGACAACGACUCGACCACUGUCAAGGAGGUAUUGGCGAACCUCUGGCACCGCACAUUGAACCUCCCACCGAGGAUACAGGCCAUCUGCUGGGUCCAAUUCUGGAAUUGGGUGGGAUGGUUCCCCUUCCUCUUCUACUCCAGCACCUUCGUCGGCGAAAUCUACUAUCGCUACGAACAUCCUCCGCCCACUCCAGGGUCGAGCGACGAACAUGACGCCCUAGGCAACAUCGGCCGCUUAGGGAGCGUCGCACUGGUCAUCUUCUCCCUGAUCACAUUCUGCUCCUCGAUCCUUCUCCCCUACGUCGUCAAAGCGCCAGAAGCGGGCGAGUCGAAAUUCACACCGCGGCCCCCACCGUCCCUGACCAAAUCCCUGCAAACCGUCCUCGUCAAAGCCGCAAGCAUGCAGCCGGACCUGACCUCGGCAUGGAUGCUUUCCAACCUCCUGUUCGCCGUCAUCACCAUCUUCGCACCCUGGACACGCAGCCUCCGCUCCGCCACCGCGCUGGUCGCACUGUGUGGCGUCCCCUGGGCCAUCUCAUGCUGGGCGCCGUUCGGCCUACUCGGCAUCGAGAUCAACAAACUGUCCUCCGGCCCACACGCCACGAUCAACGGCUCUUUCGCCCCGGGCUACUCCGCUGUCCGAGGCAGCGUCGAUGAAGCCGACCGCAGCGACGAUAUUGAAAUGCAGGAAGCACGGCAGCAUCAUCGCAUCGCCUCCGACGCAAGCGGCGUUCUCCAGCUCCAUCACCCUGAAGACACCACCACGCACGCUGCGCAUUCCUCGACGGGCGAGCUCGCGGGCAUCUACCUGGGCGUCUUGAAUGUGUACACUACCCUCCCUCAGUUCGUGGGCACAUUUCUGAGUUGGAUCGUUUUCUCGAUCCUGGAGCCUGGUGCCAAUGAUGCGGCUCUGGCCGAUGACACUGAUCCGGAGCAUCAUAAGUGGCUCAAUCUGAAGCAGAAUGCGCCCAAUGCCAUUGCUGUGUGCAUGUUUGUGGGUGCCCUGUGUAGUGUUGUUAGUGCAGAGGCCGCAAGGCGCUUGAGGAACGUGGACUGA